CCAUAUUUGGGCGAGCCUCGACGUUGACCAGCGCUGGAUGAGAACUCCAGUGACACACGUCGCGGCCAGCGUCCUAUUCGUCCACGUUCUGAUGGCGUGCUAGUUCGUCAAGCACCAUUCUCGAUGGCCAAGUUGCUCGGGAUCUUUCAGACGACCACAAGCUGCCGCGGCCGAAAAUUUCGAACCUCCGCCCACGGCCGUGGAUCUCGACUCUUUAGCCACCGUCCACAACAAUUGGUUGAAGCGAUGCUGUGCAGGCGAACCGCCAAAUGGACGCUGACGACAUGCACAAGCCCAAGCCAACGGAAGACUCGAACGUGGGUUCGUCUAGCAUGGAGGCUUACGCUGGGUAGAAGCAGUCCUUCGUGGAGGACUGGCGGUUGUCCCAAAGACGAGAACGCGUGCGGUCGGCAGGGUUUGUACGUGUAUCUUGGGUGGUGGGCUGGCGCCACGUUCAGCUGAGAUUCCGCUGCCGUGACAGCUGCACUCCUCUCUCAAUUUUGAUACAAAUCAGUCUAUAAAUUGAAGGCGACUCUCUUUCGCG
This is a messenger RNA of Aphanomyces invadans, 544 nucleotides long. RefSeq lists its product as hypothetical. The record is from RefSeq and is a predicted model, not a curated record. Bases 124 to 462 code for a protein of 112 amino acids. The transcript has a single exon. NCBI's taxonomy places the organism in Eukaryota, Oomycota, Saprolegniomycetes, Saprolegniales, Verrucalvaceae.